Penicillium soppii is the source of this 2475-nucleotide messenger RNA. Its product is annotated as FAD-dependent oxidoreductase. The coding region runs from base 1 to 2475 and encodes 824 amino acids. Gene Ontology annotation, molecular function: FAD binding. The transcript has 4 exons. NCBI's taxonomy places the organism in Eukaryota, Fungi, Ascomycota, Eurotiomycetes, Eurotiales, Aspergillaceae. The record is from RefSeq and is a predicted model, not a curated record.
AUGAUGGACCCCAAACCUUUCAAAGUGGUUAUUGUUGGUGGUAGCAUCUCCGGGCUUUCUUUAGCCUUGAUGCUAGAAAAACACGGCAUUGACUUCGUCGUCUUGGAAGCUUACAAAAGCAUUGCACCUCAAGUCGGAGCAAGUAUCGGUGUCUUGUCGAAUGGACUUCGAAUUCUUGACCAAUUGGACUGUUGCCAAUCUGUUCUUGAUAAGGCAGAGUACCCUGUCAACAAGAUAUAUUUUCGAGAUUCGCGAGGCCAAGUGACAAGGUCAUUCCCAUCCUUUGAGAGCGAUGUCAGCGAACGCCAUGGAUAUCCCGCUGUCUUCCUUGAUCGUCAGAUGUUGAUAGAGAUCCUCUACAACAAAAUCCAGGAUAAGUCCAAGGUCCUUACCUCUCAACGUGUCCAGAGUAUCGAGCACACCGAUUCAAAUGUCACUGUCACCACUUUGAGCGGUCAAAGUUUCACAGGGAACAUUGUGGUCGGAACCGACGGUAUUCACUCAACAGUUCGUCAGGAAAUGUGGAAGUUUGCCCAAAAGGUCGACCCCAGUUGGAUUGAUCCUUCAGAAGAAACGGCAAUUCCUGCAACUUAUGCCUGCAUUUUCGGAAUCUCCGAAGGCGAAAUGGGUAUCGAGAAGGGUACUUUGACUUCAGUGUUGAAUGAGCAUUUCUCAUAUCUUAUCCCCAGCGGACCCGGAAAACGGACAUACUGGUUCCUUGUCCGAAACAUGGGUAAAACUUUGUACGGAAAAGACGUUCCUCGAUUUUCAAAGGAAGAAGAGGAGGCGUUGGCGAAGGAACAUUGGGACGAUCAGAUCACCCCCACGCUUCGAUUCUCGGAUCUAUACAAAAGCAAGAUCGCUUCGGUUUAUACAGCUCUGCCCGAAUACGUGUAUAAAAAAUGGUACUUCCAAAGAAUCAUGACUAUUGGCGACGCCAGCCACAAGUUCGAGCCUUUGACAGGACAAGGCGGAAACAACGCAAUUGAAACAGCUGCAUCUCUCACAAAUCAUCUCGUGUCAGCUCUCCAGAAUUGCAAAACAAAGACGCUAUCGACGGUAGAAAUUUCCAACAUUUUCAAAAAUGUGCAAGAACAGCGUGAGGAGCGAGUGUCGGGGCUGAUCCAGGCUGCCCACUCGCGACAACGCUUGGAAUGUAUGGAGACGCCUUUGCUGAAAUUUUCUGCCAAAUUCGUGCUCCCGUACAUUCCCAAACAUAUGCUGCUCAACAAAUGGAUCCAAGUGUAUUCGCCUGCUGUGUCACUGAAGACGCUUCCAAUGCCACGCAAGCCACGCGAUGUUGCGUAUUUCGACGAGCGCUUCAGACAGCCAUCUUCUCGCGGUGUGCUUGGUGUCAUAUUGUACGCUGCGUUCUUUUUGCUGGCUUGGAUGGGUCAUCGUCAGUUGUGGACGGCGGGCAAAAUCAAUGGGUUCUGGAGUUUGGUCCGCGAAUCAGUGUCAAGGCAGUCGAUUUUGCUUCCAGGGGGUGUGGAAGUUCCUCUUCGUCAGGUUUACACAGGAUUUAAGCCUGUAGAUCUCGUUUUACAAUCUCUUUCGACCGUAUUUUUGCCCGUCGUCGCCAAUUUCUCGAAAGCUGAGCAACCAUUGCAGGGUCUUUAUUUCCUGGCUUCGAUACUGCCGAUUAUCACCAUCUUGACAGUUGAAGGCUAUCGGCCCAGAAAUAAGUGGACUCUUCUCGCCAGCCCAGCUCUCUGGGGUGUGCUGUACCAGCUGCGUGGUAUUGGCUUCAUUGCGCCACUUUAUUUUGGAAUCAGUCUUUUCCACUCCUCAUCGAUCUCGUAUUUUACCCCGACCAGUCGCACGCUUCCCGAUAAUACAGCUCGGGCAUUGCUCCCUGCUCUAGUGCUUGGAUUUGUCCUGCCUACGAUUAUGUUGUUUUUCCCAUUACAGGAUGCCUUGAAUGCACGCCAGAUCUUCAUCGCAUUGUGGCAACCCACUCCGGUAUAUGUGGUUAUCUUGACUGAGGUUCUGUCUCGCGUCUUGAAAUUGAUUGGCCGAUCUACACCGGUCAAGACUGGUAGCCACGGUGAUCAUAAUUCCAACAGCGACCUUCCCUACCUGCGAAUCCUAUACGCAGCGGUAGGUAGCAUAUCUGCAUGUUUCCAUCUCGCUUUGAUGAUGAGCUGGUUCGUUUCAGGAACUGGGUUUAUCGUUCGCGCAUUCAUUCCAUUCGACUCUAUGGCACCAGUGUCAGAUCUUGCAGAUGGGGUGUUCAUAUUCUUCCAGAAUGACUUUUUGCUUGCUGCGGUUGCAACUAUGCUUUGGUGCUUAACGAGUGCGUGGGACCUGUACCGCGUUGGAAUUUCCGAUGUCUCCUGGCCGGUUGCAGUGAUCAGUAUUGCUCUCGGAUGUAUAAUGGUUGGACCAGGUGCCACUGCGGCAGCUGUGUGGUAUUGGCGAGAAGAGGUUCUCAGUCGUACAUCUUUCAAUCAGCACCCUUCGGUCUCCUCCUAG